Messenger RNA from Acinonyx jubatus (cheetah), 2232 nucleotides. It is a transcript of the gene CSRNP2, whose product is annotated as cysteine and serine rich nuclear protein 2. The transcript has 6 exons. Bases 513 to 2144 code for a protein of 543 amino acids. Gene Ontology annotation, molecular function: DNA-binding transcription factor activity, RNA polymerase II-specific; sequence-specific DNA binding. Lineage: Eukaryota; Metazoa; Chordata; Mammalia; Carnivora; Felidae. The record is from RefSeq and is a predicted model, not a curated record. Gene Ontology annotation, cellular component: nucleus. Gene Ontology annotation, biological process: regulation of transcription by RNA polymerase II.
GUUAGCCGGAGCCGGGGCGGUUCUGGGCGUCUGCUACCGGGGGCGCCUGAGUUUGCUGGAGCCGCCCGCCCUCCGCCGCCUGCCGGCCGACCUGCCCACCCGCCCUCCCUCCCAGCCCUGCCGCCCUGGGAACUCCCCGACCGUCGCCGCGGGCCCGGGACUCGCUAUCUCCUCUCUCCUUCCCACCCGGGCUAGGGCGGCGGCGGCGGCAGCGGGGGCGGCAGAGACCAUCACGGGAGGAGGCAGCUGCGGCGGGGCCGGGGAUGAUGACAGACCGGCCGAGCCCUAUUUUAUGGAGCUCUAUGAGAUCGGAAAAGCUUCUGGGUUUCGAAGGCAGUGCAGAUUCUAAUCUUCAGUCCAUUCUUUACAACCACAUUUGAUCUUUGUAGGAGGCCGGUGAGAAUCUUCACCCUUGUGAAGAUCUAGAAUCCUAAUGCGCCCGGCUAACUGGUGGUGAGCAGGGGCUUUGGGGCCAACGCCGUGGGCUCCCCAAGGAAACCCCUUUGAAACCAAUGGAUGCAUUCACGGGCUCGGGUCUCAAGAGGAAGUUUGAUGAUGUGGAUGUGGGCUCAUCAGUUUCCAACUCCGAUGAUGAGAUCUCCAGCAGUGACAGUGCUGACAGCUGUGACAGUCUCAAUCCUCCUACAACUGCCAGCUUCACGCCCACAUCCAUCCUCAAGCGGCAGAAGCAGCUGCGGAGGAAGAAUGUGCGCUUUGACCAGGUGACCGUUUACUACUUUGCCCGACGCCAAGGCUUCACGAGUGUGCCCAGCCAGGGUGGGAGCUCUCUGGGCAUGGCCCAGCGCCAUAACUCCGUGCGCAGCUACACGCUCUGUGAGUUUGCUCAGGAGCAGGAGGUGAACCAUCGGGAGAUUCUUCGUGAACACCUAAAGGAGGAAAAGCUCCAUGCCAAGAAGAUGAAGCUGACCAAGAAUGGGACGGUGGAGUCGGUGGAGGCCGACGGCCUGACCCUGGAUGAUGUUUCAGAUGAAGAUAUUGACGUGGAAAACGUGGAGGUGGAUGAUUACUUCUUCCUGCAGCCCCUGCCCACCAAGCGGCGCCGAGCCUUGCUGAGGGCUUCGGGGGUCCACCGCAUCGAUGCCGAAGAGAAACAGGAGCUUAGAGCCAUCCGCCUGUCACGGGAAGAGUGUGGUUGCGACUGUCGCCUGUACUGUGACCCAGAAGCCUGUGCCUGUAGUCAGGCUGGGAUUAAAUGCCAGGUGGAUCGCAUGUCCUUUCCGUGCGGUUGUUCCCGGGAUGGCUGCGGGAACAUGGCGGGGCGCAUUGAAUUUAAUCCGAUCCGGGUCCGGACUCAUUACCUCCACACCAUCAUGAAGCUGGAGCUGGAGAGCAAGCGGCAGGUGAGCCGCCCGCCAGCCCCGGACGAGGAGCCCUCACCCACCGCCGGUUGCAGCCUGACGGGAGCCCAGGGCUCCGAGACACAGGACUUCCAGGAGUUCAUUGCUGAGAACGAGACGGCGGUCAUGCACCUGCAGAGUGCAGAGGAACUGGAGCGGCUCAAGGCAGAGGAAGACUCCAGCGGCUCUAGCGCCAGCCUGGACUCCAGCAUCGAGAGCCUGGGCGUGUGCAUCCUGGAGGAGCCGCUGGCCGUGCCCGAAGAGCUGUGCCCGGGCCUCACAGCCCCCAUCCUCAUCCAGGCUCAGCUGCCCCCGGGCUCCUCCGUCCUGUGUUUCGCCGAGAACUCAGACCACCCGGCCGCCUCGGCAGUGAACAGCCCGUCCUACUUGAACGGUGGGCCCCUGGUCUACUAUCAGGUGGAGCAGAGGCCAGUCCUGGGGGUGAAAGGAGAGCCUAGCGCGGAAGAAGUCCCGCCUUCUUUCCCCAAGGAGAAGGAUCUGAACGUCUUCUCUCUCCCGGUUACCUCACUGGUGGCUUGUAGCCCCACAGACCCAGCUGCCCUGUGUAAGUCAGAAGUGGGGAAAGCGUCCACCCUAGAGGCGCUAGUGCCCGAAGGCUGUAACCCUGAUGAGCCUGAGAGCGAAGACUUCCGCCCCUCUUGGUGCCCCUCGAGCCUCCCCUUCCGCACGGACCAUGAAGAGGGCCGUGCGGUGGAGAAAACCUCACAGCAGAGUGAGGACAGGCCCCCUGAAGAUUCUUCCCUAGAACUCCCUCUGGCAGUGUGAGCCGGGGAUGGAGAUUCUGCCUCUGACCCAUUCUCUAUUUAUUCCCUUAUUUUAUCUAACACCGUUUCAAAACAAAACUGUAGAAGCA